Molecule: messenger RNA, 3198 nt
Organism: Oreochromis niloticus (Nile tilapia)
Lineage: Eukaryota; Metazoa; Chordata; Actinopteri; Cichliformes; Cichlidae
Product: tripartite motif-containing protein 16-like
Exons: 3
Coding region: 257-1801 (514 amino acids)
Molecular function (GO): protein binding; zinc ion binding
Source: RefSeq, a predicted model, not a curated record
CAAUUGGAAUCUGGGUGGAGGCGUGAUCUGAAGAGAACGUUUCCUCCUUUUAUAAGAAUAGGUGUAAGGACAAGUUCUCUUUGUCUAGGACCUGGUGAGUGAACUCCUGUCUGCAGGAAAAGCAACCAUCCUCUCUGUCUGAAUCUGACUGCAUAGCUGACCAUCUCUUGCUCCACUGCUUUAAAGGAGACACUAUAUGUCGACUAAAGUAAUUCCAAAGAAGUGAAACAGUUUGGCAUUCACCUCUGCACACAUAAUGGCACAACAGGUUCAGACGAUGGAAGACAGACAAUUCUGCUGUGCUGUGUGUCUGGAUAUACUCAAGGAUCCGGUGACUAUUCCCUGUGGACACAACUACUGUAUGAGCUGUAUUGAAACCUACUGGAAAGCAGAAAAUGUAAAAGGAACCCACAGCUGUCCUCAGUGCAGACAGGCUUUCACACCGAGGCCUAUCCUGGUGAAAAACACUAUGUUAGCAGAGUUAGUAGAGAAAAUGAAAUACCUCCAGCCUAUCUAUGAUUCCCCUGCCUUUGAAAAGCACAAGCUGGUAGAUUUUUCGAAGGUGUUGAAAGUGAACACCUGUUCAGUUCACAAUGAGGUGAUGAAGAUGUUUUGUCGCACUGAUCAAAUGUGUGUCUGUUGUCUCUGUUGGAUAAAUAAACAUAGAGGACAUGAAACAGUUCCAGUUGAAAAAGAAAGGACAGACAAAGAGAAAGACCUGGAGGUAAUUCUGAAAGAAGUCCAGCGGAGAAUCGAGACCAGAAAGAAGGAAGAAGGAGUGCUUGAGAAAGAGACGGAGGGGAUCAAACUGUCUGCCGAUACAGCAGUGAAGGACAUUGAGAUGACUGUUGAUGAGCUGGUGAGUUUCAUCAAAGAAAACGGCUCAAAUCUAAAGCAGCAGAUCAGAUCCCAGCAGAAAGAUGAAGAGAGGCGAGUCAAAGAGCUUCAGAAUAAGCUGGAGCAGGAGAUCACUGAGCUGAAGAGGAAAGAAGAGGAGCUGAAGAAGCUUUCAAACACAGAGGACCACACCGAAUUUCUACUCAGGUACUCCAUGAUGCCCAUAUUCAUUGACUCUACAGAUUCACCAAGCUUUAAAAUCUGUCAGGUUAAGUACUUUGAGAGGCUUCAAAUGGUGAUAUCAGAAGCCAGAGAUAAACUCACAGCAUUUCUGUGUGAUGAACUGUGGAAGAUCUCUCUGGCAGUGAGGUCAGUGGAUGUUUUGCUGCCACAAAGCGAUCCUAAGACCAGAGAUGAGUUUUUAAAACAUGCAUGUCAACUCACGCUGGAUCCAGAUACACUGCACCUAAAACUCUCUCUAUCUAAUCAGAACAGAACUGUUACAGACAUGCUUCGAGAUCCAGAUAAUUCCUGUCUUAAGAACAGGGACAGGUUUUCCAUCCAGCAGCAGGUCCUCAGUAAAGAGAGUCUGACUGGACCUUGUUACUGGGAAGUGGAGUGGAAAGGGAGAGGUCUGUCAGUAGCCGUAACAUAUAAGAAUGAGAAUAAACUGGAUCAAACUGCAUUUGGAAGCAAUAAUAAUUCUUGGGCAUUAGAUUGUUACAAGGACAGUUAUAAAUUCAGACACAACAACAUGACAACUCGCCUCUUAGGCCCUUCUUCCUCUAAAAUUGGAGUCUAUAUGAAUCCCAGAGCAGGUGUUCUGUCCUUCUACAGCCUCUCUGACACCAUGACCCUCCUACACAGAGUCCAGACCACAUUCACUGAGCCGCUCUAUGCUGGACUGUGGAUUUGGGGGGGGUAUUUUACUUCAACCACUGCUACAUUAAAUGAGAUACAGUAAAAUACUGUUUAACUGAUUUUGCCUUUAUUUGUUAUAUUUUUUUAUGAUGUGAUAUCAAGGGUUUGUAUGGGUGCUUGAAAUCCUUGAAAACACUUGGAUUUUAAUAUUGUCUUUUCAAGGUUUGAAAAGUGCUUGAAUUUCAGAUGUGGACCUCAAAACUGCUUGAAACUGUAACUGUAUUUCAUUAACAACAAAUGACUAUCUGAUUGAACAGUUUUUUGUUUGUUUGUUUGUUGUUGUUUAUCAGAUAGAGAAAUAAAAUGAGUCGCAAAGUCUAAAAAAACCCCCAUUUCUCCACCUGGGCUGCCUUGCUCCUCUACAUGUCUGUUUCAGUGUGUGACACCCGCCCCGAACAGUCGGGAAUGAGUGCAAUAACAUGCCUGGAGGUUGCAGUUUUUAAUGAGCGUUUGCUGGAAAACGACAAAUACAAAUCAUGGAUAAGACAAUGACCAAAUCCAUCUGAAAGGUCUGCAAAAUGAUUUGCGCCUUUUCAGAAUGGGGGAGUUUGCAUAAGUCCUAGUAAAUAUUUUUCGAGUAUGUGUACGUUACACAUUCUAAUUUUUAAAAUUAUUACUAGUUUUUUGCUAGCUAGCAAACUCACAGGAUAAACUAUUGAAAUGCAUUGCGCGUGAUACAAUAUGGCAACGCUAGUAUAGCAGUUAGUUAUGGUAUGGUAAUUUAUGAAAUAUGCUGUGAACUUAGCUAACAUUACAUAGCAGUAGCAGUAAUAUGAGUUACUUCACUCAAGUGAAAGCUUUAAACGUUAGACCAAUAAAUUUUUUUGUGUUUUGCUGCAGCUUUUUCAAAUAUUAUCUUGGUGCCUUUGGCAACACCUUGAGGGGUGGGUGGGUAAUAAUGGCAAUAUGAGGGACUAAUCCAUAUGGGCGCAAAGAAUAGCCACUUUUUUGUGGCUGUUGUUUUUUAUUUUCAACAGGAGAUGAAUACCUCUAACAAGUUGGUUUUUUUUCACAUUUGGACAUCUUAAUUUUUAAGUGAAAUGUGUGUUUUGAGUUUAUUCACUAUAGGCAACCUUUUCGUUUUGCAGUAUUUUUGUGUGGUGCAUUUUUCUAUGUUUUAACAAAAGGGGAACAAAGGUGUUUAAGUCAAACUAGGAUGAUUUGUUUUAAUUUUCACGUGGUCUUACUGAGGUGAUGCGAAGUGAAACAUGCAUUGUUUUUUGGGUAAUGUGUUGGAAAAGCUUUAAAAUGGACCUUGAAAAUACUUAAAAAGUGUUUGAGUUUGACCCUGAAAAAGGUGUAUAAUAUAAAAUGGUUUGUAUAAUCUUCAAAAAUGCUGACUUAUUUUACAGUCUGUAUGGAAUGUGACAAAGUCUAUAAGAAAGAUUGCUUUGGUGAUGAGAAAAAGUGAAUUAAUACCAUAAAUAAAGUUUUGUAAUU